CUGUCUCUCUCUCUCUCUCUCUCUGUUCUUUCAACGAAAUCCGACAUCAGAGUUCGCUAAUCCAAAUAUUUGUUCUCGCUAUUCCAGUCGAGGACUAUGUUAUUCUUGAUUCGAUGAAGGAACCUCCAUAACUUAACGGGUUGCUGCCAUUAAAACAUGGGAUAUGCAUCAGGUAGUACUUCCCUGGAUGGCCGUGAUGAAGAUGAUGAGGAGGAAUAUGAGGAGGUUGGCAGAGGUAAUGGGUUAUUGGGAUUUAUGUUUGGGAAUGUCGACAACUCUGGUGAUCUUGAUGUGGAUUACCUUGACGAGGAUGCGAAGGAGCAUCUUGGUGCACUUGCUGACAAAUUGGGCCAAUCAUUGACAGAUAUAAAUUUGUCGAUUAAAUCAUCACAGUCAUCUGCUGAUGCUGCAGAACAAGAUUAUGAUGAGAAGGCUGAAGAUGCAGUUGAUUAUGAAGAUUUUGAUGAGCAGUAUGAAGGACCAGAGAUUCAAGCUGCUAGUGAGGAGGAUUAUUUGUUGCCAAAAAAGGAGUAUUUUUCUUCUCAAGUUCCUCUGGCCACAUUGGAGCCUGAAACUUCUGUGUUUGAUGAUGAAAAUUAUGAUGAGGAAGAGGAAACUGAAAAGGAACAUGUGGUUCUUGAUAAAGACCUUGAAGUUGAAGCUCAGCAGGAUGUUCUAGUUAUUCCAGGUGAAGAAAGAUCUCCACAUGAUGGGACACAACUUGAUUCCAUGGAUACUGAAAAUCUGGAUGCAGAUUUGGAGGAGGAGAAAUCUGAUGCUCUGACGGGGCCUCCAGAUGUUCAAACUUCCACACCUCUGCCUGUUCUGUGCGUAGAGGAUGGCAUGGUGAUUUUACGGUUCUCUGAAAUAUUUGGUAUUCAUGAGCCCCUUAAGAAAGGAGAGAAAAGAGACCAUAGAUAUUCCAUUUUCAAAGAGAAGUACAAAUGUAUGAAUGUUUCUGAUAUUGUUGAAGAAGAUGAGGAAGCUUUUUUGAAGGGCUCUAGUAAAGUAUUUCAGUUGCAGUCACAUGUAAAACAAUAUGACAUGUCAGUAUUUAAUGACGGUGUCUCAGAAUCAGGAAAUUUUGGUAUUAUGCAAGGGUCAAUUCAAAAUGAGGAACAUCAGAGCUCUUGUAUUAGUGCAGAACCAAUGAACAAGGAUUUAUCAGUAAAUCUUUUCACAGGAAAGCAAUCGCCAUUGUGUUCAAAUUUCUACCCUCUUGAUCAGCAAGAUUGGGAAGACAAAAUUCUAUGGGACAGCUCUCCUGCUGUUAGUGACAAUUCUGUAGAGAGUUGCGACUUAUCUGGACCUGACUUGGGAGAUCCAUUUCUUAAAGAAACAGAACGAGUAAGCAAGCCACAAAAUUUUCAUCCAGAGCUUGCUGUGCAGCCAGAUGAGAAAGAUCAUAAGUUUUUCCUGCAUAGCUCUCCUGUUCUCCUGGAAUCAUUUGGCUAUGGACUUUCUUCAGGACCUUCAGACAUUCCAUUAUCAGAGGGCAGAUGUCAUCCACAACUUUUGAGGUUAGAAACUCAGUUAGAGGGAGAGAAGUGUCAUGAUGUUGAUGGUAGAGAAGAGAGUAAUACAAUGGAGAUUUUCCAAAGUGAUUCUGUAAGGCGUUUCAGCAAACUCACACUGCAAAAUAGAGACAUGAUGGAAGGAUCUUGGCUAGAUGACAUAAUAUGGGAACCCAAUAAGACUAGUGUGAAGCCUAAGCUAAUUCUUGAUCUUCAAGAUGAGCAGAUGCUUUUUGAAGUUUUGGAUAACAAGGAUAGCAAACAUCUUCAGCUUCAUGCUGGGGCAAUGAUUAUAACUCGGCCCCAGAAACCCAGGGUUUCAUCUGAGCUGUCUGGUCAUGGAUACGAGUCUGGUUGGCAAUUCAAUAUUGCCAAUGACAAGUUCUAUAUGAACAGGAAAAUUUCUCAGCAGUUGCCAUCGAAUUCUAGUAAACGAAGUGCUUAUGGUACCAGGAUUCAUCAUUCAGCUCCUGCAAUUAAGCUGCAGAUGAUGAAAUUGAAGUUAAGCAAUAAAGAUUUAGCUCAUUUUCAUCGACCAAAAGCUUUAUGGUAUCCCCAUGACAAUGAGGUGGCUGUCAAAGAACAAAAAAAGCUGCCCACUCAAGGACCUAUGAAAAUUAUAUUAAAGAGCUUGGGAGGUAAAGGUAGUAAGCUGCAUGUGGAUGCUGAGGAAACCGUCUCUUCUGUUAAAGCAAAGGCUUCAAAAAAGCUAGGUGAUUUCAAGCCUUCGGAAAUGGUGAAGAUAUUUUAUUUGGGAAAGGAGCUUGAAGAUCAUAAGUCUCUUGCUGCCCAAAAUGUUCAACCUAACUCUUUGCUUCAUCUUGUUCGUACAAAAAUCCAUUUGUUGCCAAGGGCGCAAAGGAUUCCUGGUGAGAACAAGUCUUUGCGCCCUCCAGGGGCAUUUAAGAAGAAAUCAGACCUUUCUGUAAAAGAUGGUCAUGUAUUUCUUAUGGAGUAUUGUGAGGAAAGACCUUUACUAUUGAGCAAUUUUGGCAUGGGUGCAAAUCUGUGUACAUACUAUCAGAAAUCAAGCCCCAGUGAUCAAACUGGCAUCAUGUUGCGCAGUGGAAAUAGCAGCUUGGGAAAUGUUAAGAUACUGGAGCCUACUGAUAAAUCCCCUUUUGUUGGAGAUAUAAAAGCCGGUUGCAGCCAAUCAUCUCUUGAAACAAACAUGUAUAAAGCUCCUGUGUUUCCUCACAAGGUAGCAACCACAGAUUUUUUGUUGGUUCGCUCUGCAAAAGGAAAACUUUCCCUAAGACGCAUUGACCGAAUUGCUGUAGUUGGGCAACAGGAACCCCUUAUGGAGGUAUUAUCUCCGGCAUCUAAGAAUCUUCAGGCAUAUAUCAUAAACAGGUUAUUGGUUUAUGUGUACCGUGAAUUUCGAGCUGCUGAAAAGCGUGGCACUGUUCCUUGGAUCCGUGCAGAUGAGUUGUCAUCGCAGUUUCCAAGCCUUUCGGAAACAAUAUUACGGAAGAAGCUGAAAGAAUGUGCUGUGUUGCGGAAGGAUGCAAAUGGACACUUGUUUUGGUCCAAGAAGCGUGAUUUCAUAAUUCCAUCUGAAGAGGAGUUGAAAAAGUUGGUGUUACCAGAGAAUGUGUGUGCCUAUGAAAGUAUGCAAGCUGGUCUGUAUCGUCUCAAGCACUUGGGAAUUACGAGGCUGAUACUUCCGACUAGUAUUUCGAGUGCGAUGAGUCAGCUCCCUGAUGAAGCAAUAGCUCUGGCAGCUGCGUCACACAUAGAGAGGGAAUUGCAGAUCACUCCAUGGAGCCUGAGCAGCAAUUUUGUUGCUUGUACAAGCCAGGAUAGGGAAAAUAUUGAGCGUCUUGAGAUUACCGGAGUUGGUGAUCCAUCUGGUCGGGGCUUAGGAUUUAGCUACGUUCGUGCUGCUCCAAAGGCACCAGUGUCAAAUGCAAUGGUGAAGAAAAAAGCAGCUGCUGGUCGAGGGGGUUCCACUGUUACUGGGACAGAUGCCGACCUUCGUAGAUUAAGCAUGGAGGCUGCACGAGAGGUCCUCCUUAAGUUCAAUGUUCCUGAAGAGCAGAUUGCAAAACAGACUAGGUGGCAUCGUAUUGCUAUGAUACGAAAGCUUUCAAGCGAACAAGCAGCAUCAGGGGUGAAGGUUGAUCCAACAACUAUCAGCAAGUAUGCACGUGGUCAACGAAUGUCCUUUCUUCAGUUACAGCAACAGACUAGAGAAAAAUGUCAAGAAAUUUGGGAUCGUCAAGUUCAGUCUCUGUCAGCAGUAGAUGGUGAUGAGAAUGAGAGCGACUCAGAGGCAAAUAGUGACCUAGAUUCCUUUGCUGGAGACCUGGAAAACUUGCUUGAUGCAGAAGAAUGUGAAGGGGAUGUGGGUAAUUAUGAGUCCAAGCAUGACAAAGCAGAUGGUGUCAAGGGGCUAAAAAUGAGAAGACGCCCAUCACAAGUUCAGGCUGAAGAAGAAAUUGAAGAUGAAGCUGCUGAGGCAGCAGAAUUAUGCAGGUUGCUCAUGGAUGAUGAGGAGGCCGAGCAGAAAAAGAAGAAAAAAGCAAAAACUGCUGGGAUUGAGGCUGGACUGGCAUUUGGCUCAAAAUCAAAUUUUGUUGACAAUGCAGAACGCAUUAAGAAAAUAAAGAAAGUUCAUCCUAAUGGUUCCUACAUUCCAAAAGAGAGCAGCAAUAGGGACUUAAAGGAGAUGGAUACUUUAUUUGGUAAAAGGAAGAUGUUUGACAAGGUGAAAGCUACAAAGAAGAAUGGCACUCCAGAUUCAGGCAUGCCUCGACUCAAAGCAAAAGUUAAAAUAUUGGGUGAAGGACUCAAGAUUUUUAAAGAGAAGAAAUCAUCAAGAGAGAGUUUUGUCUGUGGCGCAUGUGGUCAGCUUGGACACAUGAGGACCAACAAGAACUGCCCAAGGUAUGGAGAAGAGCCUGACACACAGGUUGAAAUUACAGAAAUAGAAAAAGCUUCUGCAAAAUCUAGUUCUCUAGAUCCCUCAAGUAAGUCCCAGCAGAAGUUGCCAAAGAAAAAGUCAAUACCAGAAACUACAACCAAAACCGAAGCUACUGAAGGUGAAAAAUCUAGUUCAAAGUCAAAACUUCUGCCAGUUAAGUUCAAAUGUGGCUCCACUGAGAAAUUUUCUGAUAAACCUGCUGAUGGAGCAGCACAAAGUUCUGACAGGCCUAUCACUUCUGAUGCACGGCCUGACAGUUCUGAUGUGGAAACUGCGAGCAAACCAAUUUCCAAGGUUAAUAAGAUAAUAAUAUCCAACAAGGCAAAACCUGAUGACAUACAAGUUGAAUCACACAAACCAUCUAUUGUGAUACGCCCUCCACUAGAUACUGAUAGAGGCCAAAUUGAACCUCAUAAGCCCUCCAUUGUUAUUAGGCCACCAAUAAGCACGGAAAGAACCCAGGUUGAAGCUCAUAAGCCAUCUAUUGUGAUACGUCCACCUGCAGCAAAAGAUAGGGACCAGAGUCACAAGAAAAUAGUUAUCAAACAGCCGAAAGAGAUCAUUGAUGUUGACCAGGGCAGUCAGGAUGGAAGUACUGGGUUUGAGUACCGGAAAAUUAAAAAAAUUGCUGAACUGUCAGGUAUUGAGAAUCCAAGAAAGCCACGGACUUCAACCUUACCUGGAGAGUCGGCCAAGAAGAAAGCCAGAGAGGGGAAAAGAUGGUGGGAAGAGGAAGAGAAGAGGAGAAUUACUGAGAGAUUUAGAGAAGAGAGACAUAGGAGGAUUUAUGGGGAAGAAAUAAGAGUUGAAGAACAAGGACUAGCUGAGCUUAGAAGAUAUGAAGAAGCUGUCAGAAGGGAGAGGGAGGAAGAAGAACUGCAGAAAGCCAAGAAGAAGAAAAAGAAGAAGAAAAAGCCUGAAUUUAGCGAUGACUACUUAGAAGACUUUAGAGCAAGCAGAAGAAUGCCAGAAAGAGAUAGAGGUGCAAAAAGGCGGCCUGCCAUUGAAUUGGGGAGGUAUGGCGCAGAGCAUGCCCCUGCAACAAAGCGCCGUAGAGGUGGAGAGGUUGGCUUGGCAAACAUAUUAGAACGUGUUGUGGACACCCUUAAAGACAGGUUAGAUGUCUCCUAUCUAUUCCUAAAACCAGUAUCCAAGAAAGAGGCCCCUGACUACUUGGACAUCAUAAAACGCCCCAUGGAUCUAUCAACAAUUAGAGAAAAGGUAAGAAAGAUGGAAUACAGGCAUCGAGAGGAGUUUAGACACGACGUGUGGCAGAUCACUUACAACGCUCACUUAUACAACGAUGGCCGGAACCCUGGUAUUCCUCCCCUUGCUGAUCAGCUUUUGGAACUUUGUGACUACUUGCUCAAGGAACAUAACUACAGCUUAUCAGAAGCAGAAGCCGGGAUUGAAUCUAGGGAACAUUAGAACAUUACUAAUGGAUCUCCAAAUCUCAUUAUGAGUCUGAAAUCCCCCAGAAGCAAUUUUUUUCCUCCUUUUUUUUUUCUCAUUCCUUGGGGUUGUAAUGGUUUGUAAAGUCGGCCUUAAGGCUGAGCUUCUUGUACGGCAAUUGUGCCCCUGUAAAAUAACGAGUUGUAUCCAAUUUUUUCCCUUUUCUUUAGUGUAUAUUCAAGUAAGAUACUCUUAAAAGUGUAGCAGAAACCUACAAGAAUACCACUGAAUCUUUAGUGUAUAUUUUGAGUUAGAUACUCUCUGAAAUUGUAGGAGAAUCCAACAAGAUUAUCAUUGAA
Manihot esculenta (cassava) is the source of this 6191-nucleotide messenger RNA. Its product is annotated as transcription initiation factor TFIID subunit 1. Gene Ontology annotation, biological process: RNA polymerase II preinitiation complex assembly; transcription by RNA polymerase II. The transcript has 22 exons. The coding region runs from base 157 to 5868 and encodes 1903 amino acids. The record is from RefSeq and is a predicted model, not a curated record. NCBI's taxonomy places the organism in Eukaryota, Viridiplantae, Streptophyta, Magnoliopsida, Malpighiales, Euphorbiaceae. Gene Ontology annotation, cellular component: transcription factor TFIID complex. Gene Ontology annotation, molecular function: TBP-class protein binding; RNA polymerase II general transcription initiation factor activity; histone acetyltransferase activity.